AUUGUGGAAGUCAAGGUAGCUGCAGGGUGAUUUCUCGUGGGUUUGCUUCUCCGGUUGUAGACAUGGCUCACACUGGAUUUUGCGAUUCCCGGACCCUGUUGGACCGAGACCCUACGGCUGAGGAUAUGACCCUUCUUCCUCUGAGGACUUGGGCCAGUGCUUGCCCGCCGAAGGAGCGCUGGGGCAACUGUUUUGGGCCUGUGGAAACCUUUCUGACUGCGGAGAAACAUUGCACAUGGGUCGAUUGGCUGUCAAACGGCCCAGUACAUCAACACCUUGCAGGUUUUACUGUGCCAAGUGCCAUCACGAGUUCAGUGUCUUCCCACAUGCUGAUGCCUGGUCUCCUCAAGCAUGAACUGGAGGUUGCAAUGGUCAGCCUGGGCGUCAUCCAUGAUCGCACUUACGCCUGGGAUAUUUUCAAAGACAUGCUGUGGACUCAGCGGCAGCACACAUUUCCUAGUGCAGAGCUGCCCAAGCCUUAUUCUGGGAAGAUGCUGGCCAUCCUGAUCGACUGGCUCAUCCAGGUUCAUGCAGUUCUUGAUUUCGCUGAGGAGACCCUGCACCUGACGGUGUUCUUGUUGAACCGAGCUGUGCGUCUGCUAAAAGUGCCGGUUUGCAGCUUGCAACUACUGGGGGUGGUGUGUCUGUUCCUCGCAAGCAAGAAGGAAGAGUGUUUAAUUCCAGAGGUGUCUGAGCUGUGUCACCUGAUGGAGAACGCCUACACCAAGGGCCAGCUGCUGAAGAUGGAGCGCAAGGUCCUCUGCAUCCUCAAGUUCGAGCUGUCCUACACGUCGCCACAUCACUUCCUGCUCCUCCUCACCACCAUCGCACGAUGCAGCGUCAAGAUGGUGUGGAUGGCGCGGUACCUGCUGGAGUUGACCCUGAUCGAGGGGGAGUGUGUGGUGUACCAGCCUGUUCACCUGGCAGGUGCCGCCAUCCAGCUGGCACGCUGUGUACUGCAGGAGCCCCCGCUCACCUACAUCGGCAACAGCAUCUUCCUGGGCAGUGAGGCUUCACUCCUGGCCAUCAUGAAGACGCUGGCUCUGGCCGCCGCACGGGCACCCAUGGGCAACACCCACGCCACCUUCCUGAAGUACGCCUCCGAGGAGACCAUGUGUGUCAGUAAACACCCGGCCCUCAUAUGUGCUGUGGGCCUGCUCAAGCUGCCCGGUAUGCAGAGCUAGAGGACCAGCCAGACACCCCCGGUCUCCGUUCCCGUCCUGGGACGCAUACCCCGAUUUCCGUUGCUCUCCUGGGCUGCCCAGCUCAGCGGGUAUAAUGCCUGGUGAUGGUUGGACACAUUAGUACAGGGGCACUACUGCAUCGUUUCAUGCAAAAUGAUGCAGGUGGGGUGGAGGAAGAAAAAAAAAAAACGAAGGGGGCGGCACUGCUGUCUUGUGUUUUUUGCACGUGUUAUGGGGAUUGCUAUGAAAUAUUUAAAAAUAAAUAAAUAUUUGUCACUGUACUGUUUUAGUCUAGCUGUUUUAUGUCUAGUUUUUAAGUGUUUAGCUUUGUCCUUUUGUGAUUCUGCUCUGGUUUAAAUUGUAUGUAAAAUGACUCCCAUUGUGAGCACUUUGUUUAUUGCCAAUUUGUACACAGAUGUUCAUUUUAAAUGUGAGAAAAUAAAUGUUGCUACAAAAUAAAUCUGCCUGACUAUGCUGUA
Molecule: messenger RNA, 1663 nt
Organism: Engraulis encrasicolus (European anchovy)
Lineage: Eukaryota; Metazoa; Chordata; Actinopteri; Clupeiformes; Engraulidae
Gene: ccnp
Product: cyclin P
Exons: 9
Coding region: 63-1184 (373 amino acids)
Biological process (GO): mitotic cell cycle phase transition; regulation of cyclin-dependent protein serine/threonine kinase activity
Cellular component (GO): nucleus; cyclin A2-CDK2 complex; cytoplasm
Molecular function (GO): cyclin-dependent protein serine/threonine kinase regulator activity
Source: RefSeq, a predicted model, not a curated record